ACAUCAAGAAAAAAUUGACUGAAAUGUGCAUCAGUGCAUAUACGCCUUGUAUAAGCCGAUUGCGUUGGGGGCGAGCAGUUCCGAGGAUUGUCGGACCGGACUGCCGGAAUUCGCUACCGGAAUGACGUGUAUUCCGAUGUACAAAUCGCCAGAGUUCUCCGUUGGAGGACCGCGUGGCGAGGUCAUUGUGGAGAAUGAUGGUGGUCGCAGUUCUUCGUCGUCCUCUUCGUCUAUUGGGAGGAACAGCGACGAGUCUGCAGCUGGUGGUGAUGCCGACGGUGAAGGUCUGGAAGUGCAGGGCUCGGCAAUCCAUUUGGAGGACUUGGAGGAGGCGUUGCGGUUGAACUUGGACUGUGCAUCAACUCGAUUUUACAAUGGUAGAGAUACUCAAGCUAUUGAAACUGGAAAAGACAGGAAAUGGUGGCAGUGGCUGAGAACUGGACUAUGGAUUCUCAGCAUAAGAUCAUUUAAGGUCUUGUCAACUAAGAGCAUAUUUUGCCAUGGAUGCUGCCUAUCCUGAAGUUCCUGUCAAGUUGAUGAAUAAUCUUUUCCAUGCAAUGAACAGAGAACUCUAUUCAAUCCUUGUUUUUGUGCUUGAACGUGAUCCUAAGCUGUGGCCUGCCUUAGAUGCAUCACAGAUGCCAUGUAUCUGUUCUCUUCUGAUGCAAGUGAGAUUUCACUCACUCAAAAUCUCUUGGGAAAGCAGUUGUCUCUAAAGUUCUUUCAUGAAAAUCGGGCCGAGGCAUUGUAUGGGAUCAGAAUGAUUGUGGAGGAUGUUUGUGUCAAGGUAUUGGGCGAUCUCGUGAAAAUGGCCAUCAAGAGAACCACUGAACAAGAGUUGCUCAAAACUCAAAUGGUCAUGAUGCCACCGUCUGUUUCUGAGCCCAUGAUACCAAGGUUUGGAGGACUCAGAGUCUCAGGUGAGUCGUCUCAAUCGGUGGUGCCUCCCGUGGAUCCCAUGAUCCAAAGGUUCGGAGGACUCGGACUCACAGAUGAGUCGUCUGAAUCAGUGAUGCCUCCUUUACUUUUGAAUGAACCAAAAGACGUAAGAACAAUGUUUGCUACGUUUUCUAAGGGCUAUCCUGUUUUUGAAACGGAGCUUUGGGGUUACUUCAACAGGAUGUUUGGCGACUGUGUGGAGUCCAUCUCUAUGCAGGUGGUGAAGCCCAAUGAGCAGUCACUUUUUGCCCUGGUUGUCUUCACCUCUUCGGCAAUCGUUGACUUGGUUCUUAGAGGUCUGGCAAAAGCAAAAUUUACAAUUAAAGGCAAGAAUGUGUGGAUGCGAAAAUUCAUCCCGAGAACCUAAGAACCUCUUUGAUCUUCCCAGUAGUGUUUCUAUUUUCUAAGUCCAGUUAUGUUGUUUGUUUCAGUUUGUAGUGAAUGAAGGCCAGAUAUGAUGCUCUCUGGUUUCAGUUUGUAGUAGAUAAAGUGCAUCUUGUAAUAUAUAUGUUGUGUUAAUGAAUGCAAAUCUUCCAUUUCUGUUGUGAACUGAUUGAACUUGAAAUUAAUACAGAUUGCUAUGCUGUAAUGUUUUGGUUG
Ipomoea nil (Japanese morning glory) is the source of this 1539-nucleotide messenger RNA. RefSeq lists its product as uncharacterized. The coding region runs from base 644 to 1306 and encodes 220 amino acids. The transcript is spliced from 4 exons. The record is from RefSeq and is a predicted model, not a curated record. NCBI's taxonomy places the organism in Eukaryota, Viridiplantae, Streptophyta, Magnoliopsida, Solanales, Convolvulaceae.